Morus notabilis is the source of this 725-nucleotide messenger RNA. Its product is annotated as patatin-like protein 3. Gene Ontology annotation, biological process: lipid metabolic process. The transcript has a single exon. The record is from RefSeq and is a predicted model, not a curated record. Lineage: Eukaryota; Viridiplantae; Streptophyta; Magnoliopsida; Rosales; Moraceae. The annotation marks the transcript as partial.
CAUUUCAUCAUCAACAACAGAAACAACCAUAUAUACUUUUCUCUCACUCCUCUCUUUUUAUAACUCUCCCAUCUUCACCAUCAAAUUCUCUCUCUAAGUUCCAUUAAAGUGCAAAUAUGGCGGCACUAUCCACACUUCCCAUGCUCAACAUUGACUCAAACUACGAAGCUGACAAGCUCACCUACGAGAUCUUCUCAAUCCUGGAGAACAAAUUCCUCUUCGGUUAUGAUAACCACAAAGCUAACCAUAACCCGAAACUCUCAACUCCGGCGCAGAACGGGAAGGUCAGAAUCCUCAGCAUCGACGGUGGCGGCACCACCGGGGGAAUUCUCGCCGCCGCCGCACUCCGCCGUCUCGAGUCCUCCCUCCGCAGCAAGUCCGGUAACCCUAACGCCGGCAUCGCCGACUACUUCGAUGUCGUAGCUGGCUCCGGCGCCGGCGGCGUCCUCGCCGCUCUCCUCUUCACCCGCGGGAGAGACGGCGGGCCGAUGUUCACCGCUGAGGAGGCUCUCAAUUUCAUGGUCAAGAAUCGCCGGAAGAUCUCUGCCGGCAAAUCGCCGGCGGGAAUUUUCCGUCGAGUUUUUGGAUCGGAGCAGAAGGCUGAGAAAAUGUUUGGGAAAGUGUUCGGGGAAUGUACUCUUAAGGACACGUUGAAGGCGGUGCUGAUUCCCUGCUACGACCUCUCUUCCCGCGCGCCAUUUUUGUUUUCCCGGGCCGACGCGGUC